Messenger RNA from Oryzias melastigma (Indian medaka), 3374 nucleotides. RefSeq names its product signal transducing adaptor molecule (SH3 domain and ITAM motif) 2 (gene stam2). Gene Ontology annotation, molecular function: phosphatidylinositol binding; ubiquitin binding. The transcript is spliced from 14 exons. Gene Ontology annotation, cellular component: endocytic vesicle. Bases 170 to 1687 code for a protein of 505 amino acids. The record is from RefSeq and is a predicted model, not a curated record. Lineage: Eukaryota; Metazoa; Chordata; Actinopteri; Beloniformes; Adrianichthyidae. Gene Ontology annotation, biological process: signal transduction.
UUAGGUCAGUCGUGUUCAGGCAUUGUGGGAGACAGCUAAGUUUCCGGAAGAGCAACUGGUGCUGCUUUAAUGGACAAGGAAGCGAUAUUUUUUGUUUAGGUUUAGUCUCGUCACCGUACGAACUUUUUUCUCUGGCUAAUAGGUUUUGUUUCCUUUUCAAGCCGCUAAAAUGCCCCUUUUCGCCCAGAAUCCGUUUGACCAAGAUGUCGAGAAGGCAACCAAUGAAAACAACACAACAGAUGACUGGGGGCUAAUUAUGGACAUCUGCGAUAAGAUUGGAACAACGGCCAAUGGACCAAAAGACAGCUUAAAAUCCAUAAUGAAGAGAGUCAACCACAAAGUGCCUCAUGUUGCCAUGCAAGCCCUCAAUUUGCUCGGCGCUUGUGUUUCAAACUGUGGCAAAAUAUUUCAUUUGGAGAUUUGCUCAAGAGAUUUUGCCAGUGAAGUGAGAUCUGUAUUAAGCAGAGCCCAUCCUAAAGUGUGUGAAAAGCUGAAGGCUUUGAUGGUAGAGUGGGCAGAGGACUUCCAGAAGGAUCCACAGCUCAGCCUGAUUAGUGCUACUAUAAAGUCUCUCAAAGAGGAAGGCAUCACCUUUCCUGCUGCAUCAUCACAGGGGUCCACCACAAAGGUCAGCACACCUGCUGUCAGCAAACCAGCAGAUGACGAUGACCUCGCCAAAGCCAUCGAGCUGUCCCUGCAAGAGCAGAAACAACAAGCAGAGACACGACCUCUGACCUCUGACCCCCCAAGCUACUCUAAUGGUGGUGGAGGGCAGGAGGUCCGGAAGGUUAGAGCACUUUACGACUUCGAAGCAGCUGAAGAUAACGAACUGACCUUCAAAGCUGGAGAGCUCAUUAUAAUUUUGGAUGACAGUGAUCCAAACUGGUGGAAAGGGGAGAACCACAAAGGAGUCGGUCUGUUCCCAUCAAACUUUGUCUCAACCAAUCUAAAUGCUGAGCCAGAGCCAGUUGCUUUUGUUGAAAAUACAGUCGUUCCCGAGGAACCGAAUCAUGAAGUCAAAGUCGAGCCGGAGCCUGUUUAUAUUGAUGAGUUGAAGAUGGACAGAACCCUGGCACUGCUACAGAAUGUAGAUCCAGCUGAUCCCACUCCUGACUCUGCAGAGCUGCUCCAGUUGGAAGCUGCAUGUGAACAGAUGAACCCUCUGAUCGAUGAGAAGCUCCAAGGCAUUGACAGGAGUCAUUCAGAGCUGUCAGAACUAAAUGUAAAAGUUCUGGAAGCUCUGGAACUUUACAACAAGCUCAUGAAUGAAGCUCCUUUCUAUUCGGCCUACCCCAAGAUGCAGACGCAGUACGCUUCAGCUGGCUCCUCUAUGUCCAUGCAGGGUUACAUUGGACCCCCUGGUGCCCCCUACAUGGCUCCAGGAAUGCAGCAGCCCCCUCCUGCACAACCCUACAGUGUACCCAGUGACCAGCCUGGACCUCUACAUUCCUUGCCCCCCAACAUAUCGGCUCCACCCAACUGCCAAGCUGUUCAGCCCAUGUACAUGAGUGGGAUGAAUUCUCAGUACAUGAACCAAGCUCCCUAUGCACCCCAUGCAGGCGUAGCCAUGGAUAUGUCAGCCUACCAAAACUCUAAUAUGCCUCCAGUGAACCAUCCUGUCGUGGGGCCUCCUCACCAGGUCCCCCAGCAGCAGCAGGCCACAUAUUAUCAACAACCCCUGCUGUAAACCUCUGACCGCCAUUCUUCCUUCAUCUAUAUCACCAGCUGGGGGUUUGGUCUUGAGAGUUUGUAUGAUAUUGUUAGCUUUUUGGUUGUUUUCCUUUGGCCUUAUUUCUCUGUCAAGCUGGACAAACCACAAUGCUGAACUUUUAUCAUCCACGUUUGUGUGUAACACUAGUCUGCUGUGUGUUAGAGAUGGACCUGGAUGUAAGACUUUAACCUGAUUCCAGGCGUUUUCUCCUGUCAUUCAAAUUGAUCAUCUUUAGCAUUCUUAAUUUUUGCAUUGCUAUGUCAUUUCUAAAUUUACUUUAAAGGAAUUCAUAAUUUGACUAUUUCAUACUUUCAUUUUCUUCCCUACUGUCAUUCAGAAGAAUUACCAUAUCAACUACUGUCUAUAGUCCUUUCAGUCCUGCAGGUCAUCAGCCAGUCACAUAUGUAGAAAGGUACAGUUAGCAUGAACGACAUGCAGAGGAAACCGCAUUGCUGAGGAUCGGUCAAUACCAAGACUUGAGAACAUUUUUUUUUUUUUUUUUUGCAUAUUGAUUGAUCAAAUUCCCCUCAUUUCCCAUGAGCGAUCUACAAGUUUCAUGACUUGAUUCUACAUCCAAGUUCAAUCUAAAAAGUACUGCAAGCAAAAUAAAUUCCUAUUGUUCUAACUCUCUGGUGACCUUAAUUGCUCUGAAAUGCAGUGCCAGCUCCUCACCUCUAUUUAUUGUGUGGAUCAAAGAUACUACAUGAAUGUCAACAGUUCUACUAGUGAAAAUGGCUCAGAAAUAGUUUUCCAUCACUCACUGCUUUGCAUGUUGUAGUUUAAUUGAGAUAUAUUAAGCAAAGUGUGUAUGAGUGUGUAGGAAAUCUGUUUUUUUUUUUUUUUUUUUACAUUUGUAUGUAUUUGACCUUCCCAUCCCUGUUUCUUUGCUAUAAAGUAACAGGUCAUGUACAUUUUAGAGUAAAUGAUUAUCAGUUUUUGUGUCUGACCAAAUGCUGCAUCUUCAAUUGAUUAGUUCGUCUGAAUUCUUCUUUCUUUGUGUGUGGAAACUUUCAUUCAGUGGAAGCUGGUGAAUUCCACGUUUGUUUUAAGUCACCACACAUACAUGCAAAAUUUCAAAGAAUUAAAAAUUGGAAUUAUGUUAUUUUGAUUUAUAAUAUAUGUAUUUAAAGACAGAGAGAUCUAUAUACAUGCAUAGUUCCCAAAAGAUGAGACUUUGUAGUUUUUUUUUUUUUUCAAAAUGUAAACAAAUGUUUAGAAAUGUAUUAAAGACACAUAUGUUAGAAAACAAGCUGUUUUUAGGAUGGAAUAUUAAUGUAGAACUGGUGGAAUCUGUAGCUCGGCCAUUUACCAUUUUAGACAGAUUUGUUUAUAUAUAUUUGCUAUUAUCAUACUAAUUGAAGACAUUGUAUAUUAGAUGUAAAUUACUUGGAUUUGUUAUUGAUUAAAGUUGCAACUUGGCUUUGUUCACAGCAAUUUGCCAUUGAAUGCCUUUUUUUCUGUUUUUUUUUCAAUAGAAAUGCAAUGACUUAGACGUGACUUUGGCAAGCAACUUAUAUCUCUCCGUUCCUCAGACAUGUAUAAUGCUGUAUAUUUAAAAUAUUUCUGUAAAAAUUGUUUAAUCCAGUAUUUUAAAAAUACUUUUGUAAUGGAGCAAACUCACAAAUAUCCUUUGAAAUAAAAAUGAAAAAUAGAAUUUAAAAAA